AUGGGUGGCGUAAAAGAGAGAUUCAUCAAAUUUGAGGAUUUGACAGGAAACAAACGGACAGAGGACAUAGCAGCCCUGGCUCUCGGGUUCUUGGAGGAAUAUGGAUGCGUGGAAAAACUUGUAGCUCAGUGCUAUGACGGCGCUGCCGUUAUGGCCUCGGGGUUAAAAGGAAUCCAAGCCAAGUUCACCAGCUUUAAGACUGCAUUCCCUGAAGCUGCCUUCUCAAGCCUGACAGCAAGCUACGGGCCGCACUUUGACCUGCCACGGCUGAAAAAUGAGAUCUUCCUAAUGUUAUUGUCUGUUGUAACAAUAUGUGGAAACCUUCUCGUUAUAAUCUCUGUCUCUUAUUUCAAACAGCUCCACACUCCUACCAAUUACCUUAUUGUCUCUCUGGCUUUGGCUGACCUACUUGUUGGGAUCAUAGUCUUUCCUUUCAGCAUGGCAUUCUCACUUAGCUCAUGUUUGUAUCAUGAGGGUUUAUUUUACAGAUAUUAUGCAAUAUGUAAGCCUCUGACCUAUAGAACUAGAGUAAGCUAUCGUGUUAUUGUGAUCAUGAUCCUGGUGAGCUGGGGGGUCUCUGCUCUAAUUGGAGUCAGCAUCAUAAUUGCUGGAUUAAAUGAUAAAAAAUGCGAAGAAAGGUGUUUAAUUGAUGUUCUCAUAGAAAACACUAUUGGACCUAUUUUAUCAUUUUAUCUUCCAGUGAUCAUAUUGCUCUGUAUCUAUCUAAAGAUUUUCCUUGUGGCACAGAGACAGGCACGCAGCAUCCGGAACAUAACCUGUCAGAGAACAAAGUGUAGGGCCACUGUGAGUAAGAUGGAGAGAAAGGCCACCAAAACUCUGGCUACUGUUUUAGGAGUUUUUCUGUUAUUUUGGACUCCUUUCUUUCUUUGUAUCACCUUUCUGCCUUUCAGUAAUAAUUCAGUUCCAGUUCCUGUGAUUGAAACCCUCAACUGGCUUACGCUGUCAAAUUCAAUGCUCAAUCCGUUUAUUUAUGCUUUCUUUUACAGCUGGUUCAGAUCAGCUUUCAGAAUGAUCAUUUCUGGAAAAAUAUUUCAAGGUGAUUUUACUAACGCAAAACUGUCUUGA
Anoplopoma fimbria (sablefish) is the source of this 1086-nucleotide messenger RNA. RefSeq names its product trace amine-associated receptor 1-like. The transcript has 5 exons. Gene Ontology annotation, biological process: G protein-coupled receptor signaling pathway. Gene Ontology annotation, molecular function: trace-amine receptor activity. Gene Ontology annotation, cellular component: membrane. The record is from RefSeq and is a predicted model, not a curated record. Bases 1 to 1086 code for a protein of 361 amino acids. Lineage: Eukaryota; Metazoa; Chordata; Actinopteri; Perciformes; Anoplopomatidae.